Xenopus laevis (African clawed frog) is the source of this 1862-nucleotide messenger RNA. RefSeq names its product heat shock protein family A (Hsp70) member 13 L homeolog (gene hspa13.L). The record is from RefSeq and is a predicted model, not a curated record. Bases 147 to 1583 code for a protein of 478 amino acids. Gene Ontology annotation, molecular function: ATP binding; ATP hydrolysis activity. Lineage: Eukaryota; Metazoa; Chordata; Amphibia; Anura; Pipidae. The transcript is spliced from 5 exons.
CUCUAGCGUAAGGCAGAGUCAUCAUUGAAUAGAGUGUGAGUGUGGGACACACAGGAAGUGGCCGGGGACCGGCUUGUGAAGAGGAAGAGAAAGGUCCUGUCCGCUCUGUGCGACACUGAAGUGAAGACAAACAGCAGCUGGCAGGGAUGGCCGGGGAGAUGACGAUUCUGGGUUCCGCAAUUUUGGCUCUGCUACUAGCGGGUUAUUUGGCACAGCAGUAUUUGCCUAUGCCCACUCCGAGAGUGAUCGGCAUAGACCUUGGGACGACAUAUUGUUCUGUCGGAGUGUUUCACCCAGGGACGGGUGAAAUUAAAGUCAUCACAGACGAGAACGGGCAUCAGAGCAUACCAAGUAUUGUGUCCUUUACUGAAAAGGAUGUCUUUGUGGGAUACGACGGCUUGGAACUCGCUGAUGCCAAUCCUCACAAUACCAUCUAUGAUGCCAAAAGAUUUAUUGGAAAAAUCUUUACCCCCGAGGAGUUAGAAAAGGAAAGCGUGAGGUAUCAGUUCAAGGUCUUGAAUCGCAAUGGUGAUGUGUUCUUUUCUGUAACAACCAAUGAGACAUUUGCGGUAACACCAGAAUACAUCGGCUCCCAGCUGCUGCUGAAACUAAAGAAAAUGGCAGAAGACUACCUCGGCCUACCAGUUUCCAAGGCAGUUAUCUCUGUGCCGGCUGAGUUUGAUGAGCGACAGCGCAACUACACUGUAAAGGCUGCUAACCUUGCUGGUCUAGAUAUCCUGCGAGUUAUCAACGAACCCACGGCAGCAGCAAUGGCUUAUGGGCUGCACAAGGUUGACGUCUUUAAUGUCCUUGUUGUGGAUUUAGGAGGAGGCACUUUGGAUGUUUCUCUGUUGAAUAAACAAGGGGGGAUGUUUCUGACAAGGGCUAUGGCAGGCAACAACAAACUGGGAGGACAGGACUUCAAUCAACGACUUCUACAGUAUCUGUAUGACAAAAUAUACACCCGUUAUGGGUCUGUGCCAUCGCAGAAAGAAGAAAUCCACAGGCUCCGACAAGCUGUAGAAGCAAUAAAAUUAAACCUUACUUUCCAUAAUUCAUCGUGGGUGCGUAUGCCUUUAACUCUAGCCUCAAAGCAUCCACAUUCUUCAAAGCCUGAUAUGAUGAUUCCAGAGCAGUUUUCAGAAAAUACUGGGGACAUCCACCCCAAACCAGCACACUUGGGUGACGGUUCCAGUAGUUCUCAACCCCAAAUCCAAAAGAAGGACCCCAUUUUGGAAAAGGUUUAUUUCGAGAUAGAGAUAACCCGCCGUAUCUUCGAAGCUUUGAAUGAGGAUCUCAUUCAGAAGAUUUUAAUCCCUGUUGAGGAAGUGUUAAAAGAAGGUCACGUCCUUAAAGAAGAAGUUGAUGAAAUUGUAUUGGUUGGUGGCUCUACCCGAAUACCCCGCAUCCGCCAAGUAAUCCGGGACUUCUUCGGCAAAGAGCCGAACACGUCGGUAGAUCCAGAUCUGGCAGUAGUGAUUGGAGUGGCCAUACAAGCCGGCAUCAUGGGAGGUUCUUGGCCUCUCCAAGUCAGCGCAAUAGAAAUUCCAAAUAGACAUCUACGGAAAAGUAACUUCAACUGAAAUAUGUGCACAGUAAUAGCCUAUUCUGUCAGUUCAUUCCGUGCAGUUCAAAAUAUGUAUUUAAAAGAUGCUAAUAAUAUAUGUAUAUAUAUACAGUAUAUAAAUAUAUAUAUUAUAUACAGCCUUUGUAUUUUCUGUCCACCUCUACAAACACAGAAGAAUUUUUAAUGGACAAAGGAAAAAAAAAAUAUUUGUAUUUUUCCUGUACUGGACUACAAAAAAAAAAGGUUUAUUUAUAAAAUAUACGGACACUGCCGAUGGACUUGGCUUUUAUCUGCA